Messenger RNA from Arachis duranensis, 1845 nucleotides. RefSeq lists its product as uncharacterized. The transcript is spliced from 7 exons. Bases 70 to 1818 code for a protein of 582 amino acids. The record is from RefSeq and is a predicted model, not a curated record. NCBI's taxonomy places the organism in Eukaryota, Viridiplantae, Streptophyta, Magnoliopsida, Fabales, Fabaceae.
AAAAAAAUAGGUAGCCUUCGUUUUGGUUAACGUUGGGAAACACCGAGAGAAACCUCAAUUGUGUCAGAAAUGGCUACAGUGGCAAGCACCUCACUGUUCACCCCUCUUGUUCCCCUUCUCCCCAGCACCAAAUUCUCUCCAACAACACUGCACCUCGCCAACACAACCACCAAAGACUCCAACUUUGCCAUCACCUGUUCUUCUUCUUCUUCCAACGGCAUUUUCCACACUGAGCAAGAAUUGCUUGAAGCCAUUGCCGACUAUGACGGCAACGACCUCCCCUGCCUCAGGACCUAUGAGAAUGACCUCGCCCAGCUCACCCUCCUUGGAACCGUCGAUUUCAGCCAGGCCUUAACUGCGGCCGCCGCUGACGGCGGCGAAGUCGCCGACGAGCAUGUCAACGCCGACAUGGAUGCCAUGGUCGUCGAAACCAUGAAUCCUGGUCCUUCCGGCGAGAGAAGCACUGUCUCUACCCGAUUGUUCUUACCUGCUAAGAAAGUUAAAGAAAAGGCGGCUAAGCUCAAGAAGACUAUCUCGAGAGAUAUUUUUUCUAGCAAUGCAUCCAGAGAUAUACUUGCUAUGACCUUUAGGCAAGUGGUUCUGCAGCAGCUUUGGAACUUUGAGCUGAUUGUCUUUGAACCAGGAGAAGAACGGAACAUGGGGGAUCUUGAAGCCCCGAGAGAGGUUUCUGCAUCUUUUGCCCUUGGCUCAUCUGAUGAAUCUCUUAUCUCCAAGCUUGCAGAAGCUGUUUGCAUUGCUGCUCUUCAAAACACUCAACAAGAAUUUCUAAAUAAUCUAAAUGGUGGUAAUAAAAGCAGUUUCUUUCGCUGGUUUAAGAAGUCUAAAAGGAUACAAUCAAAUGAUUCUUCGGUCUUCUUGUACAAAUUAUUUGAAGAUGAGAUAGUUGAAAAUGCCAGGAGUCUAUUGGAUAAAUAUAAUUUAAUGAAGGAUAGUGAUAAGCCUUUGAAAACAAAAUCAAUGCAUCGCUGGUGGAAGCCAUCGUUUUACGAGAAAUUAGAAAAAAUUGGCGGUUCUCAUUUCGGUGCUUGGGCAAGCGAGUAUGUACCUACAUAUCGGUUAGAGAUUGAUGCCAAUAUAAUGGGAGAUGCAAAAAUUCAUGGCUGGAAGAAGUCUGCAGAUAAUAGGUGGGAAGCUCUUUUGACCCACUCUCAAAUGGUUCGAUUGGCAGAAGUGCUAGAUAUGUAUUAUGUGGAUCCUUAUUCACUAGUUGAUAAGCAAUUAUCCUGUAGUGUGGCAGCCAAUGUUGCCAGUGUGUCUAAUAAGAAGGGGGGCUUGUCUUUAUCAAAACUGUUGUCAGUCUCCCUUGCAAGUGGUAUAUUUCUUUUUGCAGUCACUGCUCUGGGUCAAUUAUGUUUGCCUCAUUUGUUCAAGGAAAAGAAACACCUUGUAGAUCAUAGAUCUCUGCCAUCAUCUGAAAUCAAUGUUGUAAUGCAUGGCAGUUCGGAUGCAACAAAGUUGGAAGAUUUUUGCACAUUAGCUGUUGAAAAGGUAAAGGAUGCUCUUGGGUGGUCCGGUGACAUUAGGAAGGAAGAUGGUAUUGGCGUCUAUAUUGGAAAAUUGCCGCCCUACUUGAGAAGAGGUGAAGGCGAUGCUACUCUCAAUACCACUCUAGAUAACUUAGAUGCAGAUGUAGUAGAGUCCAUGGAGGACAUUGAUAGUUACCAGGUGGUUUUCUCUAGCGACGGAAGCGUAAUUGGUUUUCAACCUUUAAGUCGGGUGGCCGUCUUUCGAUGGGCUGCUAAUCCUCUAACGAGGGAGCUAUACGGAGGGAAAAAGCUUUCACCGAGUAAGUUCUAGUUGCUUUUUAGAACACAAUUAGAAGGC